AUGGCGGGGCCGAAUGCGGCGAUGUUACUGUCGAGCAAAGGAGGCGCAUUUAAUUCCGCGCAGUUUGUCGCGGGCAGCCGACGAAAAAGUUCGAGCAAAAAGAAGAGUUGCGCAAGAGCGGGAUUUUUCUCGAAAGAUGAUGAUUUCGAGACUAGUACGGAGGAGCAAUCAUCAUCAUCUUUGGCCGGGAAAGCGGUCUCCGCGGUCGUGGCAGCCGCGAUUUCCCUGAGCUCGGCGGGGCAAGCCGCCGCGCUGUCGUCUUCGCAAGUUCAGUUGAUGAGCACGACCACGUCUUCGGAAAUCGCGCAAGUUUCCGCCGGCGCGGGUACGAUGACGGUCCCAGCUUCUUCAGCUGAGAAAGCCUCGGACUUCGCGGCGAAGAAAGCGCAGUUGGAAAAAGCGAAAGCGAGGAAACAAAUGGAAAUGGCGAAGAAAGCGUAUAAAGCGGAGACGAAGUCUGCGGUGGUGUCGACGGCGAAGAAGUCCACGGCGGUGGUGUCGAAGACGACACCGGCGAAGACCGCGGCGGUUACGAAGACGACGACGACGACGCCAAAGGCGAAGGACGCGCAAGCCGAAGCGCAAAGAAGAGCGGCGGAAGCGCAGAGAAAGGCGGCGGAAAAAGCUCGAACGGAAAGUUCUUUGGCGCAAGCUUCCAAGGCGUCGCAGUUGCAAAAAGAUAAGGACGCUAAAAUUGAGGUUGAGAAGAAAGCGCAACAAGCCAAGGCGGACGCGGCGAAGAGAGAAGCGGCCAUCAAGGCUAAAGCGGAAGAGACGAGGAGAGACGCCGAAUACAGAGCCAAAGCGAACGCGGACUUGAAGAAACAAAGAGAAGCGGCGGUGGAAAGAGCGCAAAACUCGGAGAAGCAGCAAAGAGAUGCGGCGAUGAAGAGGAAAGCGGAUGCCAACGCCAGGGAAGCUGCGGCGAGAAAGGCGGAAUCGCUCCGCGCGUCAGAUAAGGUCAUAUCCGACGCGGUGAAGCAAUCCGAGGCGGCGAAGAAAGCCCUCGAGGCGAAGAACAGGGACACCGCAAAGGCAGCGGCCGAGGCGAAGAGACUCGCCGAAGCGAACAUCAAGGCGGCCGAGGCGAAGAAAAAGGAGCAAGCCGCCGCCGCCGCCAAGGCUGAAAGAGAGCGAUUAAGUACGGUCGCGAAGAACAAGGAAGUCGUGCAAAAGCAAAUUAAAAUGGUGGACAAGGCUGCGGAAACUAAAGCCAGAGAGUCGGCGCAACAAGCGGCGAAAGCCAAGGCGGAAGCGAAGAAAAUUGCCGACGCGAACGUCAAGGCGGCGGAAGCGAAGAGAGCCGCCGAGGCCAAGAAAGCGCAACAAGCCCAGGCGGCUGCGCAGCAACAAGCGCAACAAGCCAAGGCUGAAAAGGAAGCUAACGCGAGAGCGUUAGAGGCCAAGAAAGCCGAGCAAGCGAGAGCGCAAGCGCAACAAGCCGCAAAGGCGAAGGCUGAAAAGGAAGCUAGUGCGAGAGCGUUAGAGGCCAAGAAAGCCGAGCAAGCGAGAGCGCAAGCGCAACAAGCCGCAAAGGCGAAGGCUGAAAAGGAAGCUAGCGCGAGAGCGUUAGAGGCCAAGAAAGCCGAGCAAGCGAGAGCGCAAGCGCAACAAGCCGCAAAGGCGAAGGCUGAAAAGGAAGCUAACGCGAGAGCGUUAGAGGCCAAGAAAGCCGAGCAAGUGCGCGCACAAGCCGCCGCGAAGAAAGCCGCGGAAGCGCCAAAGCCGGUGGUUGCGGCGCAAGCCGAGCAAAAACAAUCAGCAGCGAAACCAGAACAACAACAAGUUGCCGCUCCGGUGGUGAACAAAGAGGCGGAAGCGAAGAAGGCACAGGCGGAAGCGAAAGCCAAGGCUGAUCAACUCGCGCGCGCGAAGAAACAGCAAGAAGCAUUAAUCAAGAAGCAAAAGCAGCAAGAAAUCGACCAAUUGAACAAGAAACGCCAAGCCGAAGCGCAAGCGGCGAAGAAAGCGGAAACGCAAAGAAAGGCAGAAGCGGCCAAGAAGGACGCGGCUCGCAAGGCGGAACAAGCCAAGGCGCAGAAAGAAGCCGCCAAGGCGAAGGCGGACGCGGCCAAGAAGCAACAAAUCGAAGCUGCCAAGGCCAAGGCGGAACAAGCCAAGAAAGCUGCGGAAGCGAAGAAGGCGGCGCGAUCUCAAAAAGCUACCGCGCCGGUGAAAGCUGCCGCUCCGGUGGUCGUCCAAGCGGUGAAGCAAGAAGUUGCCGCUCCGGUGGUCAAGGCGGUCGAGACUGUGGUCGAAGCCCCGAAGCCGGCGCCGGCGCCGGCGCCAGCUGCCAAGAAAGUCCAAGCGGAAGCGAAGAAAGCCGCGGAAGCGAAAGCUUUAGCGGCGAAGAAAGCCGAAGCGGAAGCGAAGAAGGCUUCGGAGGCGAAAGCGGCCGCGGCCAAGAGAAUUAAAGAAGAAGCGACGAGAAAAGCCCAAGCCGAAGCGCAGAAGAAAGCGCAAGCGGACGCUUUGGCAGCUAAGAAAUCCGCCCAAGCCGCGAGAGAGGCCGAAACCAAAGCGCGCCAAGAAGCUGCGAGAAUGAAGCUUGAAGCCUCGAAGAAGGCGGCGGCGGCUCAAAAAGCCGCCAAGGAAGCUGAGGUCAAACAAGCCGCCGCGUCCAAGAAGGCUGCUCCGGCGCCGGUAGUGGCGGCCAAGAAGGUGGUUGAGGCGCCGAAACCGGUCGAGAGCAAGACGACGCAAACGCCGAAAGAGAAACGCGAAGCCGCGGAGACGACGACAAAGAAAGCCACUCCGGCCGCCAAGGAGGUUGUCGCGAAGAAACCUGUCGAUGUCGUCGUGAAUUUUGAGCAAAAGUCUGCCACGAAAAAGCCAGCCGACGCCAAACCGGCCGCCGCCGUCAAAGCGACGACGACAUCGCCGGCCCAAAAAGCCACCACUACCACUCCUGCUGGCGCGAAAGUUGCUACUCCGGAAGACGCAAAGAAAGCGAGAGAGAAGAAGCAAGCCGAACGAGCGAAAAAGCAAAAGAAAUCUGCGCAAGAAGCUGCCAGGAAACGCGCCCAACGAGAAGCGAAGGCGAAAAAUGUGACACCGUUUAAAGCGGUCAUCGGCGACAUCACCACCAUCGCGUUGGCCACCACCAUCGCCACCGUCCUCUUCGUCCCGAAAGUCAAGGAAUCUUUGGCCGCCGGCGAUACCGAAGCCGCCGCCGAUGCCGUCUUUGACAAGAUUGACUCCAUCGAAAACCCGACGCAAAAGGUUGGCGCGGUCGGCUUAGCCGUCGCCGCCGAUGCCUUCGCGCACUUGCCAGUCGCGAACAUCCUCCUCCCAGCCGGUUUAGAAACUGUCGGUACGAUUGCGUUCACGUUGUUGGCCACGAAAUACUUGUUAGCCAAAGACGGUGACCUCGCGGAAGACUUCGACGAGCUCCUCUCCUCUGUUCCAGAGGAUUCACCGAAGAACUUGAAAGACGUCGUCGAUUUGGUCUCCCCGGCCGUGAAAGUUGGUUCUAAAAUCGUCAAAGCUGCCGCGGAAACCGACGUCGAGGAAGUCGCCGACGAGCUCAAAGAAGCCGUCGAAGAUUUACCGGAAACCGUCCAAAACAUCGAGUCGCCGGUUGAAGAACUCGGCCCGACCGCGGCUAUCCUCGGCGCAUCCUACGUCACCAACAGAGUCGCGCACGCCUCCGUGCUUGCAUUAUCCCUCCCAAGAUUGCUCGAACUCGCCGGCGCCGGCGUUUUGAUCUACGCCUUGGGCAGAUACGCCGACGACGAAAGCGAUUUCACGUUGCGAGAAGACCUCGAAGAUUUGAAGGAAGAAACGACGAGAAUCGUCAAGAAAGCCACCGGGUUUGACGUCGACGGUGAUGACAACUAA
Molecule: messenger RNA, 3840 nt
Organism: Bathycoccus prasinos
Lineage: Eukaryota; Viridiplantae; Chlorophyta; Mamiellophyceae; Mamiellales; Bathycoccaceae
Exons: 2
Coding region: 1-3840 (1279 amino acids)
Source: RefSeq, a predicted model, not a curated record